AUGGGUUGUAUUCUUGGAAUACUUGGCUGCUGCUUUGGUUCAACAGCUUGUAGUCUUUGUUGUUCGUGUUGUCCAUCCGCACGUAAUUCAUUAGUAACACGUUUAGCUUAUGGAAUACUUUUAUUAGUUGGCACAAUUAUUUCAUGGAUUUUUUUAACACCUAAUCUUGUUAAUGAACUAUCUAAGAUUCCAGUUUUAUGUAAAAGUGAAACAUUAUAUGGUAUAGAAAUCUUAGAAAGACAAAUAGCAUGUGAAAGGAUUGUUGGCUAUUUAAGUGUUUAUCGAAUUCAAUUUUCAUUUGCAUGUUUUUUCUUUUUAAUGAUGUUAUUAAUGUUAUGUGUUAAACGAUCAAAAGAUCCUCGAAGUGGAAUACAGAAUGGAUUUUGGGUUUUUAAAAUUUUGAUUAUUUUUGGUAUUUGUAUUGGAACAUUUUUUAUACCAAAUAAAGGAUUUGCACCAACUUUAACAAUUAUUGGAAGUAUUUGUGGUUUCGUAUUUAUAUUAAUUCAACUUAUUCUUAUUAUUGAUUUGGUACAUAGUUGGAAUGAGAGUUGGAUUGGCAAAGGUGAAGACGGUAGUAAAAAGCAUUAUUGUGGUCUUAUAUUCUUUACAACAAGCUUUUAUAUUCUUUCAAUUGUUUCCAUUAUAUUUCUUUAUAUUUAUUAUGCUUCAAAAUCGUCAUGUAGCCUUAAUAUAUUUUUUAUAACAAUUAAUUUUGUAUUAUGUCUAAUUGUAUCAGUUGUAUCAGUUUUACCCAUAAUACAAAAUUAUCAUUCAACAUCAGGUUUAUUACAAUCAUCAUUUGUUACACUUUAUGUUGUAUUUUUGACAUGGUCAGCUAUGACAAAUCCAAUAUGCAAUCCAUCAUGGUAUGAAAUAAUUACGAAUGGCAAUUCAACUGUCAUCAAUUCAACCGGAAAUGGUUCCGUUAAUUUGACAUCAAUUAUAGCGUUGAUUAUUUUUUUUGGUCUCAUUAUUUAUUCUGCUAUAAUAACUUCAACAAAAUCAUCUAACGGAAAACUACUUGGAAUACCAAGUGAUGAAGGAACUAAAAGUACUGUCCCUAAAAUAGAUGGUGGUAAAAGUUAUGACGAUGAAGAAAAAUCAGUUGCCUAUAAUUAUUCAUUAUUUCACUUAAUGUUUUUCUUUGCUUCGUUCUACAUAAUGAUGACAUUAACAAACUGGCUUGAACCAACGAAUGAUUUUUCAGAUUUUCACCAAAGUGAUUCGACUGUUUGGAUAAAAAUUGCUUCAUCAUGGACAUGUAUCGCCUUAUAUUUUUGGUCUAUUCUUGCACCAUGUAUAUUUCACAGCAGAGAUUUUUCAUAG
Molecule: messenger RNA, 1329 nt
Organism: Rotaria sp. Silwood2
Lineage: Eukaryota; Metazoa; Rotifera; Eurotatoria; Philodinida; Philodinidae
Source: the annotation of a GenBank genome assembly